UGCGGUGGGACUCUGUAACUCAAAGCGAAAGCAAAAGCAUGCGUAACCGAAUGCUAUCGCUUUUUUGGUACUCUGUAUCGAUAUUCGGAUUAGAUCGGUAAUGCCGAAGUUGUAUUCGGAAGCAAAGCAAAAGCGACAAGAUUUCGGCGGCGUGAUCUGCGCGAUUGUGCUUUUAUCUCUUUCCUUUCAGUUGGUGUUUCACAAUUUCGUCAAUAUUCUUGUUGAGGUUUGAGGUUAGAUCGCAUUAGAUUGUUUAUUUUGUUUGAAUUCAUAGUCUCUCGCUCAAAUUUUAUAUUCAGUUUAUCACUUUAUCAGUAUUAUGAAUAAGCAAUUGAAAACAAAUCCCUGCCAAUGGAGUCGGUUUUUAGAUUUUGCUGAGAAGAAUCCUGUGGUUCUGACGAAAAAAAUGGAAGGCCCCUUUGGUAGGGAGAAGUACAACAAGUUGUGGACUGAACUGACCAGCUCUUUAAAUAGUAUGGGGUAUAUAGUGAAAACCACCGAGAAGUGGCAAAAAGCUGUGGCUGACUGGAAGGGGAAAGUCAGGACAAAAGCAGCUGAAAUAAAAAUUGAGCUGAAGAAAACAGGUGGAGGAAGUCCAGCAGGAAAACAACUUUCUGAAACUGAAAAGAGGUUGAUAGGAAUCAUGGGAUGGACAUCAAUAAGGGGAGACGGAACUCUCGAGCUUGGAUGCCCCUCAACCAGUACUAUUCCUGAACAAAUCCCAGAAACUCAGAUAGAGUUUGAACACAAUUAUGACUUUAAAACAAUGCCUCCGUCUCAAAGGAAUGUAUAUAUCCCACCACCACCAUUAAUUGGUAUAUCAUCAUCAUCUUACAUUAAUAUGGAUAAAUCUAUAGUGUCUGAGACAGCUAAAUAUGGACCCAACUCCACCUCAACACCACAACAUUCUCCUGUGGAUAACGAAAAUAUACCUAUGCCUGUGGAAGUGAAGAAUAGCAGAAAACGUAAACUGCCUAUUAAAAAAAAAACUUUCAUUUCACAGAAGCGUUCUAACACUGUCAAUUUAGAAAAUAUGCAUAAUGAAACACUAGGCAUAUUAGGAGAAAUAAAUUCAAACUUGAAAAGACUGGGUGAUUCUCAAGAGGAACUAUGUGGAAUCCAUAAUAAAAUUUUAGAUGUCCUAUUGCAUACUAAAUGAAUAUAUCAAAAUAUAUUCAUUUCAUAUUAGUAAAUAUGUUGAAUGACAGAUAGAGAAGUGGAACCAUUUUUCUAUUGAAUUUUGUUUGUUAACUAAUUUUUUGUACAACUGUCAAAAAUCUUGCAUCUCUGCACCAACCUUAUAUUUUCAACUAUGAUAGUAAAUACUGUCUGUAAAUUAUUUGGAAUUUUCUCCUCGUUUCUAUAAAUAAAAUUAUGGGUAGGCAUUAUUAUUUAUAGAAAUGAGUAGAAAAUCCCAAAUAAUCUACAGAUAUGAUGAGUAAUAAGAGUUUGAAUAAUUUCAAUUUAAAAGCAAGAACCUUUUCCACCUUGCUGCUGAUUAGAAAUACAAUCGAGAAUGAAAUGCUUUUUUGUUACUAACACCAACACACUGUCCUUUAUAUUUCUUUCUGCUAUGGUUGCAGAUUUUCAGACAGUUGUACAAAGAAUGUUUUGUAAAUGAUACUAACCAUUGUGAUGAAUGUACCUUUUUCAUGAUAAGAUUUUGUUUGCCUCUUGUUAAGAUUUUCACUAUUUAUUGUGGAAACUAAUUUUGUGAUGAAAGUACCUUUAUUUUAUUAAUGAGAAAAACUGUUUUUUUUCUUAUGAAAUCAUAUAUUUUUAUUUUUUUUAUUUUUAUGUUCAAAUUGGGAAUGAUU
Phaedon cochleariae (mustard beetle) is the source of this 1817-nucleotide messenger RNA. The record is from the annotation of a GenBank genome assembly. NCBI's taxonomy places the organism in Eukaryota, Metazoa, Arthropoda, Insecta, Coleoptera, Chrysomelidae.